CCGGUAGCCCCCCCGAGGGCCCCGGCCUGGGAUAGGCCCCUCAGCCCCGGAAGCUCCCCCCGCAGGAAGCCCCCCUCCCGCUGACUGUGGCCCCCGGGGGCCCCGCUGGGAGGGGCAGACAGGCAUCGCGCGGGGCAGCCCGGCCCAGGACCCCGGAAGCAGCGGCGGCGGCAGCACGUGUUUAUCGGAGGAUGGAGGAACCCGGGCUGCGGGAGAUCGGCUGCGAACUGAGAGUGCUGAGCCGGAGCGACGGGUCCGCCGCCUUCCUGCACGGUAACUACUAACUACUAUCUAAUAAUAAUACUACCUACUACUAAUACUAAAUAAUAAUAUUAAUAACAACAAUAAUAAUAAUAACCAUAAUCAUACUACUAUCUACUAAUAAUAAAUAAUAAUAAUUAAUACUACCUACUAUCUACUAAUAAUAAAUAAUAAUUAAUACUACCUACUAUCUACUAAUACUAAAUAAUAAUAAUAAUAACAAUAAUAAUAACUACCCCACCGGGGGGUAACUGACCGAAAUAAUGAUCAUAAUAAUAACUGCCCCUCCGGGGGGUAACUAAUAAUAAUAACUACCCCACCUGGGGGUAACUGACCGAUAAUAACUGCCCCACCAGGGGUAAUAACUGACUAAUAAUAAUAAUAAUAACUGCCCCACCGGGGGUAACUGACCAAUAAUAACCCCACCGGGGGGUAACUAACAGAUAACUACCCCACAGGGGGAUAACUAACCGAUCAUAACUACCCCACUGGGGGUAACUAACGGAUAACUACCCCACCAGGGGUAACUAACGGAUAAUAAAUACCCCACCGGGGGUAACUAACGGAUAACUGCCCCACAGGGGGGUAACUGACCGAUAACCACACCGGGGGGUAACUAACCGAUAAUAACUGCCCCACCGGGGGUAACUAAUAAUAAUAAUAACCCCACCGGGGGUAACUAAUAAUAAUAAUAACCCCACCGGGGGUAACUAAUAAUAAUAAUCCCACCGGGGGGUAACUAAUAAUAAUCCCACCGCGGGUAACUAAUAAUAAUAAUAAUCCCACCGCGGGUAACUAAUAAUAAUAAUAAUCCCACCGCGGGUAACUAAUAAUAAUAAUAAUCCCACCGCAGGUAACUAAUAAUAAUAACCCCACCGAGGGGUAACUAAUAAUAAUAAUCCCACCGGGGGGUAACUAAUAAUAAUAAUCCCACCGGGGGGUAACUAAUAAUAAUAAUAAUCCCACCGGGGGGUAACUAAUAAUAAUAAUAAUAAUAAUAAUCCCACCGCGGGUAACUAAUAAUAAUAACCCCACCGAGGGGUAACUAAUAAUAAUAAUCUCACCGAGGGGUAACUAAUAAUAAUAAUCCCACCGGGGGUAACUAAUAAUAAUAAUCCCACCGGGGGUAACUAAUAAUAAUAAUCCCACCGGGGGUAACUAAUAAUAAUAACCCCACCGGGGGUAACUAAUAAUAAUAACCCCACCGGGGGUAACUAAUAAUAAUAAUACCCCACCGGGGGGUAACUGACCAAUAACCCCACAGGGGGAUAACUAACGGAUAAUAACUACCCCACUGGGGGUAACUAACGGAUAAUAACUACCCCACUGGGGGUAACUAACGGAUAAUAAAUACCCCACCGGGGGUAACUAACGGAUAACUGCCCCACCGGGGGGUAACUAAUAAUAAUCCCACCAGGGGGUAACUAAUAAUAAUCCCACCGGGGGGUAACUAAUAAUAAUCCCACCGGGGGGUAACUAAUAAUAAUAAUAAUAAUAAUAAUCCCACCGCGGGUAACUAAUAAUAAUAAUAAUCCCACCGCGGGUAACUAAUAAUAAUAAUAACCCCACCGAGGGGUAACUAAUAAUAAUAAUCCCACCGAGGGGUAACUAAUAAUAAUAACCCCACCGGGGGUAACUAAUAAUAAUAACCCCACCGGGGGUAACUAAUAAUAAUAACCCCACCGGGGGUAACUAAUAAUAACCCCGGUGAGGUUAUUAUUAUUAUUAGUUACCCCCGGUGGGGUUAUUAUUAUUAUUAUUAUUAUUAUUAUUAUUAUUAUUAUUAGUUACCCCCGGUGAGGUUAACUAAUAAUAAUAAUAACCCCACCGGGGGUAACUAAUAAUAUUAUUAUUAGUUACCCCCGGUGGGGUUAUUAUCGGUCAGUUACCCCCGGUGGGUAAUUAAUAAUAAUAAUAAUAAUAAUAAUAACCCCCCACCGGGGGUAACUGACCGAUAAUAAUAACCCCCCACCGGGGGUAACUGACCGAUAAUAAUAACCCCCCACCAGGGGUUAACUGACCGAUAAUAAUAACCCCACCGGGGGUAACUAAUAAUAACCCUACCGGGGUAACUAAUAAUAAUAAUAACCCCACCGGGGGUAACUAAUAAUAAUAACCCCACCGGGGGUAAAUAAUAAUAAUAAUAACCCCACCAGGGGUAACUAAUAAUAAUAAUAACCCACCGGGGGUAACUAAUAAUAACCCACCGGGGGUAACUGACCGAUAAUAAUAACCCCACCGGGGGUAACUAAUAAUAAUACCCCCAGUGGGGUUAUUAUUAUUAGUUACCCCCGGUGAGGUUAUUAUUAUUAUUAUUAGUUACCUCCGGUGGGGUUAACUAAUAAUAAUAACCCCACCGGGGGUAACUAAUCAUAAUAAUAAUAUUAUUAUUAGUUACCCCCGGUGGGAUUAUUAUUAUUAGUUACCCCCGGUGAGGUUAUUAUUAUUAUUAGUUACCUCCGGUGGGAUUAUUAUUAUUAUUAACCCACCGGGGGUAACUGGGGGAUAACUGCCCCACCGGGGGUAACUGCCGGUGACUACCCCGCCGGGGGCAAUUACAACCGGUAACUGCCCCACCGGGGGGGUAACUAAUCGAUAACAACCAGUAACUAAAAGACAAAGGAGAGUAACAAGUACUGAGUUACUGUGUGAAAUGAAAAAAACACCAAGAUACACUCCUGGGGUCCAGAAUAAUACCACACAGACUCAGGUCUUACCCAAGUACAAUAUCUAGCUCAAAAAACGGACAAAUAAUAAAAAAUAAAUCAAAUGAACUUAACCUUUAUUGAAAUAAAUAAAAACAAAAACGUGAAAAGAAAAAAAUCGUGCAAAGUGUAUACGUGGUUAGAAAAGGGGGAUCUAGUGGAAAUUACUGGCAAUGCUCCGAAAGGGAGCUAAUAAACGGGCAAAAUAUCUUCUCAACAUCAGUCAAAAACGCACCUGGACCUGUAUGGAUAAUACUUAGACAAAUAUAUAUUAGUCUUGUUCCAAAGUAGACGUGUGUCAAAUAUCAUUUGUAAUAAAUCAUUGAUAAGAUUAUAAUGUGGCGCAAUCACUUCUCAAAGGGCAAAAUGUCAGUACAAUACCCUCAAACGAGCACGAAGUUGGAUAUCAUGGUAUAAAUAGAUGUUCAGCUACAGUAGAUAUAAAUAUUCAAAAGAUAUUCUGUGUUGGUCAUGAGGGUGGCAGGCCCAAAAUCAAAAUGCAAUAGUAACACUAUAUUGUAACAAAAGUGUCCAAAAAGGGAAACAUUCCCAUUGAUCAAAUAAGACACUUUGAACUAUAGAGCCUGUCAGUUAGAGCGCUGGCAACCCAUUAAGAAAUGUUAGUGGAGAGGAUAAAUAUACCAAACAUGAAAAUAUUAAUAAAGAUAUUAAGACAUAAGAGUAGUAUUAGAGUGAGUAUGUAUAUAUAGAUGUAAGUCCCUGUGUGGUCUAAAACGGAAAAGAAUGGUGAAGGGACCAACACCCUACCUCCACCCAGGCAGACCCAAUGAGUCUCAAAGUAUCUGGGAAACAGAAAAAUAAGUGUCGUUUCCCAAUUAGACACUUCGUACUGUGCCCCCAGUAAGGCUAUAAAGAAACAGUAUUGUAACCAUACAGAUAUCUACUCAGCUGUUAUAUCCUGACAGCGAAUAACGCCCCCAUCCUAAAUCAAUCCUAGUGGGAAGAGAAAAGGGGACCCUAAGGUGAAGUAGAAUCAAAUAUGCUCAGUAAAGAUCCAUUCGAAUCCCUAUUAAACUAAAAAGCAGUUAGAGAGCUGCAUAGCAAAGCUCAACGCGUUUCGGCGCUUUCUUGCCUUAAAGAGCUAAACCGAGUCCGAGUCAGCCUGUGUUUUAAAACGUUAGGCCGCGCCCCUCAGGACGUCACACAACCAAUUAUCUCGCGAAACGUCGGUCAUGGGCGGUUCUAAAUUGUAUUGUACUCAAGGGAUAGGCCAAAACAUCCCGGCGGGCGGCGGUCAAUAGACCCGCCCCCCCCCCCAGUACCACCCAGCGGCCAAUCAGACAAAUGUUCCAGCCUGGUAGGCGUGGUGCGUGUGAUUGGCGAUCGCAACAGCAAAUCAUGUCUUUACAGGGGCGGAAUAGACAAUAUUGAGACGCCCCCUCUGUAUGCCGUUUCCAUUAUGUGUCAAACGUUUAGAUCUUAGAUGAAUAAAGCGGAGAAUUUUCUAAGUUAUUGCUUUAUUAAGAUAUAAAGAUUGCGCAGAUUAAGCAGCAAAGUAUAGGUAGGCAGAAAAAAGUCUACAUAAGCUGCCACUUUAUAAAUGCUAAGACUCAUUGUUUAAAGGUAUAUAGAAAUGUAUUUUCGUGCACAAAGUUGAAAAUCAACCUAAUUGAAAUGUCCAGAUUGAGCCAUAACCUUACCUUAAAGAUAAAAAUAUGAUAUAUUAUAAAAUAGAUAUAUAUCUAUAUAUAUAUAUAAUUACAAAAUGGAAUUUUAAAGAGUGAAAUUUUUUUAAAUUUUUUUUUUUAUUUCUUUACCGUUUUUUACAACCGGUAACUACCCCACCGGGGGCAAUAGCAACCGGUAACUACCCCACCGGGGGCAAUAGCAACCGGUAACUACCCCACCAGGGGUAACUAACCGAUAAUAACCAGUAACUACCCCACCAGGGGUAACUAACCGAUAAUAACCAGUAACUACCCCACCAGGGGUAACUAACCGAUAAUAACCAGUAACUACCCCACCGGGGGUAAUAACCAGUAACUACCCCACCGGGGGUAACUAACCGAUAACUACCCCACCGGGGGUAACAAUAACUACCAAUAUAUUUAAUUCUCCUAUCUCUCCUGUACUUACGGUACCGCUAUUAAUACUCCCGUCUCUCCUGUACUUACUGUAUCUUAAUACUCCUGUAACUUUUAUUAAUACACCUCUCUCCUUUAGUUACUGUACCUCUAUUAAUACUCCUCUCUCCUGUACUUACUCUACCUCUAUUAAUACUCCUGUACUUACUGUAUCUUAAUACUCCUGUAACGUUUAUUAAUACUCCUAUCUCUCCUGUACUUACUGUACCUUUAUUAAUACUCCUCUCUCCUGUACUUAUUGUACCCUUAUUAAUGCUUUCUCUCUUGUACGUACCGUAACCAUUAACACUCUUAUCUCUUCUGUAGUGCUGUAACCUUUAUUAAUACUCCUAUCUCUCCUGUACUCACUUUACCUUUAAUAUUCCUAUCACUUCUGUACUUACUGUAACCUUUUUAUUAAUGCUCAUAUCUCAACUCUUAAAGGGGACACAUCUGUCCUGGCGGGAGUAUAUGGCCCAGCGGAGAUUAAGGUUAGCAGAGAGCUGCAUGACAAGGCCACCAUUGAGGUGAUACUAAGGCCCAAAGUAGGACUACCAGGUGAGUGUCUCGCAUGGCCCGCUUUAAGAAAUUAUCAUAAUCUAAUUUUAAUUUCGUGGUUAGUUUAUUUUCUUUCCUAUUCCCCGUUCCCUCCUGGUUUCCCCAGGGGUCAUCUGCGCCAAAUAAGAGCAGAUAUGACAGGGAUCGGGGGGGGGGUGAUUCACGGGAGUGAUUGACGGGAUGGAGGGGGUGGUGAUUGACGGGAUGUAGUGGGGGUGUGAUUGACGGGAUAGGGGUGGUGAUUGACGGGAUAGGUGGGGGGUGGUGAUUGACGGGGAUAGGGGGGUGGUGAUUGACGGGGAUGGGGGGGGGUGGUGAUUGACGGGGAUUGAACUGGGGAGUUACACUGGACACUUACAUUUAUGGUCACAGUAGCCAAUCUGGCAAAAUUCUCCCAAGUCUUGUGUUUUCGAAUUGGCUAAAAUUAGUAUCCUAGUUGGUCAGGACUGAUCAGAAUAUCAGCCAACACAACACCCCUAAUUCCCUCCCUUCACUCACCCACACACACCUCACACCACUACUACUCACACACGCAUACACACCACUACUACUCACACACGCAUACACACCACUACUACUCACACACGCAUACACACCACUACUACUCACACACGCAUACACACCACUACUCUCACACACGCAUACACACAACUACUCUCACACACGCAUACACACCACUACUCUCACACACGCAUACACACCACUACUCACACACACGCAUACACACCACUACUCACACACACGCAUACACACCACUACUCACACACACGCAUACACACCACUACUCACACACACGCAUACACACCACUACUCUCACACACGCAUACACACUUUACAUCUUUUUUUAAAAUUUAUUUAUAACUUUCAUUUCUUUUUCAACAGAACAUUUAAAAAAAUAAAAAUAAAGAUUACAGGACAAAACAAUAACAUAAAAUAAAAUACAUAUGCUCUUCAUUACUAUUACUUCAUUUACAAUGAGGCUUCUACAUUGGUUUUUAUAACCUGUUUACUUUCACACGUAUGAAAGGCCCAGCAUCUUCCUUCUAUUUUAACAAUCUAUACUAAGUAUAUACUAAGUCUUGCAGUUAAUCAAUCAUACAUAUUCAGAUGGUCAUUCAUUAAUAUAAAAUACUGCCCAAGCGUUAUCCGCAUAUUUUAUAUUUACAUUAAACUAUUAUUGCCCUUUUCUCUUUAAGGUCUGUUUAUACUCUACUCCUGAAUACUAGCCAAUCUUGCCACCCACACACACCUCACACACACACACGCGCAUACACACUUACAUCUAUACACACACACUACACCUUGUGUAGCAAUUGUGGCUUUUCAGUUAUUCGUCAAUCUCUCCCCCGUGCUCUGGUUUUCAACAAAUAACAAAACUAUAUAGGGUGUCUGUGUGAUUCUGUCUGUCAUUGUGUGUGUAUGGAUCUUUGUCCAUCUGGGUUUCCAUCCUAUUCCUGUUACCCUUCCUUCUCUUACUGGUUUGAUUUCACACCCCCCGUUUGUGCCUUUUUUUUUUUUGCCAUUUUGUUUGUCGUACCCAGCUGGAACUCCACAUUUAUCUCAUGUUUUUUUUACUCUUUCCAUUCCUUUCAGCCAUUCAGGAGAAGAGCCAGGAGCUGCUGAUUCGGGAGACGUGCGAGUCUGUCAUUAUAGGAGCUCUGCACCCCAGAAGUUCUAUCACUAUCAUCCUUCAGAUUGUGAGCGAUGCUGGAUCUGUAUCCUUAUAUCAUUCCGCCAGCAGAUAGGGGCAAGAUAAUCGAGCUGAGAGUCACUGUUACCUGCGUAAAACUGAUGUGCAUUGCUCAUGCGGCGUCCCUUUAAAGGGUUAGCCCAAGCAGUCUUAUAAAAAAAAAAAACGUUGCUUUUAUAGUAACCCUUGCACUGCCCACCACCUUAAAAAAAAAAAAAAAAGAAUAAACCUGAGGCUGAGGCCAAGUUCUAUCCCCUAAUCCUGUCCCCUUGCUACCAGGAGAGGGUGGACUGAGGGGAGGACAUGGGUGGCACAGACCCCACUUUUACACAAAACUGACACACGCCUCACUUCAAUCUGUAAAUUUCUGGUGAGAUAUUCCAGGGGAAAAUAUAUAUAAAAAAAAAAAAGUACAAAGAGGUUCUUGUGCGUGAACAGCGCCCUGAAUCCUGGUAGAAUGUGUUGCUUUGCAAACCUUGCUGGAAUCGGGGCGCCACACUCCGGAAUGGUUAGUAAAGUAGAUCGUAUUAAAUAAAUCGUCCGACUGAUGUAUACGAAUUAUCCCGACAACCAUUUAAAGCCAGCAAUUAAAGAGCAAGUCAUAAGGUUUACAAAUAUCGUUAAUGUUUUGCCAUUAUCAGAGUUCUUUCACGCUGACCCAUAACACCUGGUCCUGGUCUAGUCACUAAGGCAUUUCCAGAAACUUCGAAGUAAAAUAAAAGGGACACUUCCUCUCAUUGAAGAUGUCUGGGUGCAGUGUCCAUGUCCCCAUUGGCCUACAGUGAAAAUCAUGAUUUAGAAAAACUGCAAUGUUUAUAUCGCAUGAUUAAGGCUACCACUAGUCUUCCAGACAGCCACUUCCUGCAUUUACACGGAGUUUAACUCACUCUGCAUUAGGACGUCCCGUGUCUUGAAAAUCCUCAUAGGGAAGCGUUGAUUCAGUGCUAAUGAAUUAGUGGGGUGCUUGCCACGCAUGCUCAUUAGCUGUCCGCUGACAUAGGAGGAGGUGGAGACGGAGCCAGGAAACAGGUAAGUGAUUAAAAGGUUUUUAUUUUAACCCUCCGAGGGGGAGAAUGCAGCUCUGUAUUCCUAACGCUAUAGUGCUUCUUUAGGGUGAAAAAGCCAAAUUUGACAAUUCUCUGUGGUUUAAAUUCUGCUAUUCUGGUG
This is a messenger RNA of Pelobates cultripes (western spadefoot toad), 8465 nucleotides long. The record is from the annotation of a GenBank genome assembly. NCBI's taxonomy places the organism in Eukaryota, Metazoa, Chordata, Amphibia, Anura, Pelobatidae.